Ectocarpus siliculosus is the source of this 1056-nucleotide messenger RNA. The record is from the annotation of a GenBank genome assembly. NCBI's taxonomy places the organism in Eukaryota, Phaeophyceae, Ectocarpales, Ectocarpaceae.
AUGCUCCCCUUCGUACAGAUAGUCAGUCCCCUCAGAGGCAAUGUAGCGGGAUUCCUGGUAAAGGCCUACCAGAUCUUCGACACUCCUGCAUGGUCCGACCUGUGCGGGUGGGGGGAAGGGGGCAACACGGUGGUGAUCCGCAAGCAGGUCGAGUUUGCUCAACGCAUCCUGCCCCUGUUCUUCAAUCACUCCAACCUCCAGAGCUUCGUCAGACAGCUGAACAUGUACAACUUCCGGAAGGUGAUGCAAGACCCCAGCAGCGGGGAGUUCAAGCACGACCUCUUCCGGAAGGGUAACGAGCACCUGCUCCACAAGAUCAAGCGGAAGCAGAGUGCGGCAGCGGCGGCGACCAAUGGGACUGCCAGCAGUACCAGCACAUUGCCUCCCAACAGCAAGUUCAACGUGGAUGGGGCCGGUUCUGGCACGGCCCUGGUUGCCGGGGGCAUCGUGCACGAGGCUGACAAGGUCUUGGAUGAGCUGGUGGAGCUCAGGAAGUGGAAGGAAGGCAUGGAGAGCACGCUGGAUGAAUUAAAACGGGAUAAACAGACCCUCCAGAGCGAGAACCAAAUGCUCAAGGGGCACGUUGCGGAGCACGGGCAACAGCAGAGGGUCCUGCAGAAGAAGAUGCAGAAGAUUCUCUUCUGCAUGUACGACGGAUACGUGUCUGGGUUAAGAGGAAUCACCGCCCCCGGCGACGCGGAGGCAGUCGAACCGAAUAAGGUGACAGCUCCGGCAACGACAGCAACAGACAGUGCACAAGGGCAGCGAUUAGCCGUGGCAGGGAGUGAAGGUGCUGCCGCAUCGACCGCGUCAGAGAAGGCGCUGAAGGAGCUGGCCGCACUAGCAGGGGAGAACAUGUCCUCCAAGAUCAAUGCACUGGAUAUGGAAAACCCGUGGACCGUUGCAGGAGAGGGCUCGGGUUCUGCUUGUGCUGCUGCCGAUGCAGCCGGCGCGGGAGGAGCCGGGGUUGCCGCUGCUGAUGGCCAGGCAAUCCCAGUCAAGAUCGAGAACAGCAUGUUAGGUAUACGCUCGGUUACCCUAUCCGUAAAGCCCUGA